Daphnia carinata is the source of this 1089-nucleotide messenger RNA. RefSeq names its product glycine, alanine and asparagine-rich protein-like. Bases 101 to 934 code for a protein of 277 amino acids. The transcript has 3 exons. NCBI's taxonomy places the organism in Eukaryota, Metazoa, Arthropoda, Branchiopoda, Diplostraca, Daphniidae. The record is from RefSeq and is a predicted model, not a curated record.
CGAUAUUUAAGGACAGACUUCAUUCGAAAAAGGUAUCAGUCUUCAACAACUCAUCAAGCAAAGUCACUUCUCCAGUUCGUUCUCUCUUCCAUUAAGAAAAAUGAAACUUACUCUUCGCUAUUUGAUCAUCUUCGGCUUCGUUGCAGCUCUUCAAGCAGCAGUUAUCAAUGAAGCUGAAUCCGUGUCCGACGUGGAACAAGGCAAAAGCGACGAGCAGGCUCGUGAAAAACGUGGAUUUGCCAGCGGUGGUGGUGGAUAUGGCGGAGGUGGCAGCUCUGGAUACGGCGGAGGAGCCGGCGGUGGAGCUGCUGGAUAUGGAGUAGGUUAUGGUGGAGCCGCAGCUAUUGCACAGGAAGCUGCCAAUGCAGCCAAGGCAGCACAGAACGCACAGGCCGGAGCUGCAGCUCAGGCUGCCCAGCAAGCAAAAGCUACACUAGCGGCACAAGCCGUUCAGGCAGCUCAGCAAGCUCAAGCAGUUGUGGCAGCAAAACAGGCGCAGGCCGCUCAAAUCUCCCAGGCUGCUCAAGCUGCCCAGGCUGCAGCAUUUGCCGAAUCAGCACAGGCCGCCCAAGCAACCCAGGCCGUUCAGGCCGCCGAAGCAACUAAAGUUCAGGCUCUUCAACAAGCUCAAGCUCUGGCAGCUGCUUCUAGAGCCGCACAGUCUCAUGCUGCUCAGGCUGUUGCUGCUGUCCAAGCUGCUCAGGCCCAACAAGCUUCCCAAGCUCAGAUGGCCUACCAGGCCCAAGCAAACGCCCAAGCUUUGGCGUACAAACAACAAGCUUCUUUGGCUGAUUUGGCAGCUGCCCAGCAGGCAGCCAACAAGGCUUACUCAGCUGCCCAAGCUGCCCAGGCCACAGCUGUCGGUGGUGGUGGUUCCUACGGUGGAUUUGGCAGCGGUUACGGUGGAAGCUCUGGCGGCUGCCCAGCUUGUUAAACAUUGACUGAAAGAAUUGUCCUUGAGCGAUUCAUCUUUGACCAACCAUGAAUGACGAAAGGUGUUGCAGAUUUUUAAUGAAGAUUGUAGAUCAAUCCCUAUAUUUCAUACUGUUUUAAUUGUGACCCAUAAAUACAGUAUCAUUACUUUACUUA